This is a messenger RNA of Trichoderma virens Gv29-8, 2163 nucleotides long. RefSeq lists its product as uncharacterized. The transcript has a single exon. Gene Ontology annotation, cellular component: chromatin. The coding region runs from base 1 to 2163 and encodes 720 amino acids. Gene Ontology annotation, biological process: regulation of transcription by RNA polymerase II; DNA-templated transcription. Gene Ontology annotation, molecular function: RNA polymerase II cis-regulatory region sequence-specific DNA binding; DNA-binding transcription factor activity, RNA polymerase II-specific; zinc ion binding. The record is from RefSeq and is a predicted model, not a curated record. Lineage: Eukaryota; Fungi; Ascomycota; Sordariomycetes; Hypocreales; Hypocreaceae.
AUGAUUCAUUCCAUCGCCGGCGAGGGCGUCCCAGCCUAUCGUCCGUUCCAAUGCCUCGUUUGCCAAAGCCGGUUUACCAGACAUGAGAAUCUUAAGCGACAUGCUGCACUUCAUGAACGUUCUCAUGAGAAGGUGGCGCUGCCAUGUGGUGUCUGCGAGGUCACUUUCUCGCGUCACGAUUUACGACAUCGUCAUAUGAAGAGGAAACACCCGGAGCACAGCGAGAGACGACCUGCCAAAAAGCGGCGAUGCCAACAAGCGGCAGAAACGCAAGUGGGUGAUGAAGGGCAAUGUGAGGGAGGAGACGAGGCGCCAUCUCCAUCCUCUGCAACGAGUCGGCAAAGUUCUCACCGUCAGCAGUCGAGCGAUGAAGGCGAAGUAGACGUUGAUGGCGGACUAUGGCACACAGAGCUACAGUAUUCACAUUGUCGUACCAAUCAUGGCCAUCCAGAUUGCGCAGAAAGCAUGUGCCUUGCGAGAGGCGCGCCUACGAGCUCCGAAGGAGGCAAUAGCCCAAUUAUCGCGGCCCAGUUGACGCAACUGCCCUUGAUCAGGACCGAAUCGACAUGUGUAGAUGAUACUGUACAAGUUACAACUUCCUUGGAACAGAGCCUGUUGAUGGGAGAGACAUUUCUCAAGUCUCCGCUGCAAUUUAGCGCCACAAUGCAUUCGAUGGCAAUUUCGCCUCCAUCUUCAUUUGACAUCCAAUGGCCCAGCUUUGACCUCAAUCACAAUAUCCCGGAUAGGUUACCAUCGAAUACCCCCCUCCGGUUACAGGACGAUUGGUAUCCCUCCGUCUUGCAGACCACCAAGGGCUGCGAUCUCUUCUUCACCUACGUCUCCCACUUUGUCCCUUUUCUACACCAACCCACCUUUGAUGCCACACUUGCUGCUCCUCACUUGGUCCUCAGCAUGCUUUCUCUUGGCUACCAAUACGGCGAGGAUCCAGACUGCAGCGACCAGGCAGGCUCAGGCGCCAGGCUGUCUGCGCGAUGCUACCAUCAAGCUCGAGCCCUCAUGGCCACUGAAGAAGAGAGUGCGGAUGAUACGACACACAAUAUCCCCGCCGUUCAGACGUAUCUACUGCUGCAGAUCUGUGCCAUCAUGUAUCUAUGCGGCAACGACUCGACAUAUGGGCUCAGGAUGCACUCCAAGAUGAUUUCUCUUGUUCGUGCUGGAGGGCUAAUGCAACCAAUGCCAAUGCAGUGCAGCACGACGGAAAAUCUAGAGUCGCUGUGGCGAGAAUUCAUCAAGGCCGAGUCUCACAAACGAACCCUUUUUGCCGUGCACCAGAUUGAUGCGCUCUGGUAUCAAUUUCUGUCCAUCCCCCGCUCAAUCUCACAUCUGGAAUUCAAGCACGAGUUGCCCUGCUCGGAAGAUUACUGGGCGGCAUCCACAGCCGCCGAAUGGGCGCACCGGCAGCUUGUUGCGAGGCAUCAUCCCGGCCCAUCGAUGCUAUAUACAGACGCUAUCCGGCGGUUUCUAUCCCCCGAAGCGGACCUCGACUCCAUUCCAGCAUUUGAUCCCUACGGGGCGAUCAACAUUACACAGUUCCUAAUCUCUAGCGCUCGCGAGGUAUCUGGCUGGUCUACUAUGACGGGAAAACUAACAAUGGAGAGGAUCGAGCCUCUGAGGUCAUCGCUCAUUGCUCUCAGCCCCUUUAUCCACCCGCAACCUGGAGCUGGAAACACAAUACACGCGGCGUUGUGUGAGGCGACAUGGGAGGCUGCUAUGAUUGAGCUGCAUAUGUGGUCGCCGUCACAUACUAGUGGCAUAGUGGAAGGAAGUAUGGAUGCGGUACUGAGCAAAUCGGAUUAUUUGGCACCCUCUUGUGAAAUCUUGUGCGAGUCCAACACUACCAGAGCUAUCCAGCCACACGUUGACUGGUUCUUACGUUAUCUGGAUUCGACACUCUCACCUGAUUCCGAGGCACCGUGGAUUGCUUUAUAUGCAUAUCGAGCCUUUUUGAUUGCCUGGAACCUUAUUCAGGGAGGAAUUUUAGGUGCAAUGCAAGCAAUUAGCAUUCAUGAUGGAGAUGUGGAGGGAGCAUUGACGUGGGCCAGGAAAGUCUUUCAGCGACGGCAGCACUGGCAACUUGGAAAACUUAUUUUGUCGAGUUUGGAUAGCUUGGAGAUGCGAGUAGCAGGAGGUGCUUCAAAUUAG